CUCGCACAUUUCAUGUGUACAACUCAGGAGAAUAUACAUGUAUUGAUUAAAUAUGGAAUUUAAGUGACAUUUCUGGUUGUGAAUUAUAACAUAUUUCAUGGCUCAACGUGUGGUUAAAAAUGUUGAAAACGACUACUUAAUUUGCAGCAUUUGUUUAGGAAGAUAUGAAAACCCUAAACUACUACCGUGUGGGCAUACAUUUUGUCGUCAAUGUUUAAACGACCAUAUUACUUUGACAGUUACGGACCGUGCGGCUCAAGGGUUCAAUUGCCCAAAUGACCGAUCCCUUGUGAAGCGACCGAAAGUGGGUCUAAAUCCAAAGCAAUGGGCGGACGCUUUCCCCACAGACACCUUUCUUGUGAGUUUAGUACAAGCUGUAGCCUCGCACGAAGGCGGGGGUCCUCCGCCAGUCGGAGCAAAUGCUUCCCAGAACACCGAACAGACGACAGAGGGCGAAGUGGCGGGAAGUUCUAAUGGUCCUCGAUGUGAAAAGCAUCCUGACAGACAGAUUGAGUUCUUCUGUCUUGGUUGUAGUGCUUCAAUAUGUCCAGUGUGUGCCGUGAGAGAACACAGAAAAAGGACGUGUGAGUGUGUCUCUGUGUCCGAAGCGAUGGAGAGACAGAGGCCAAGAAUUCAAGCAUUGAAAAGAAGAUUCGAAACUCAGAUUCAAAAGAUUCAAAGGUUGAAUCGGGGAGAUGGAAUCCUAAACGGCACCUUCACAAGCAGUAAAGAAAGAGCAUUGAAUACACUGAAUGACAUAGAAGCAAAACUAGGUACGUUUUUCCAAGUGAUUCUCCAACAAGUGGAAGUUCUUCGUCAGCAAGUAAACGAGGCAACAGUGAAUUUCGCGGGCGAAAACCAGCAGCUAAACUCUGUUCUUGAAAACAUAGAAUCGACAAAGCUUACUUUUGAAAACAUGUGCAAUAUUAAUUAUAGUGCUGAGGUUUUGAAUAUUCUACCCAGGAUGGAAACACAAGCAGACGAGUUUGACACUGCCAUGCAAACUGCCAAUCAAAAUGCCGGAAUGCAACUCGAUGUUGUCACCAAUACUUCAUUUGAAAGUUUCCUACGUAAUCCUCCACCAAUCGGUACCCUUAAGGUUACACGUGGUAGUAGAAACAACGCCAGAAGACCACCCAACAGACGGGACCAAACCAGAAACAACGUACGCAGUGGGAACCCAUCUCAGGAAUACCAAAGGCAGACAUCCACUGGAGCUGUCCGACCGACAAACACUCCUCGGCCUACACGAGAACCACGGCCAACGAGAACGAUCAGCAAAGUCAAUGUCAAAGUGGCCUCAGAGGCAGUAUCUGCUUGGCAUUUGACAGGUGUCGUUUUUGUUGGAAAUACCAUUGUUGUAACAGACAACUUAAAUGAGAUGGUUCGACAAGUGUCUAUAUCCUCACAGGCUCUGAAUCUCACAUUGCCCUUAGAAAAACCAGUUUCAAUCUGCAACGUGUCUUGUCCUACAGACGUCGCAGUGACACAACCAGAUAAAAGAACCAUUACGAUAAUAUCAACAGAACGAGGAUUGAAUGUUAAAGGGACUGUGCGUACCAACAAAGCUUACGAAGGGAUCGCUCAGAUGCAGAGUGGGGACUUUGUAGUGUCCUGCAUCCAAGGCAGAAUGUCCAUUGACGUCAUCGAUAGAGGAGGUCACGUGUUAAAAUCGAUUGAACGGUCUUACUCUUUACGAUGCCCGCGCUUCCUGUCUGUUACCUCUGCAGGGAGAGUGAUCGUCACCGACAAGGAGCAGAAACACAUUGUAAGCCUCAACUUCGAAACUAGCCAAUUAGACUGGACCUAUUCUACCCAGUACUCUCCCUGGGGAUUGGCUUGUGACCAGGAUGGGAAAAUAUUCAUUUGUUUGGAUAACAAUUCUGUACAAGUCGUCUCCGAAGAAGGCCACCUAAUUCAGGACAAAUUUGUUACCGAAAACGAUGGAAUUAAAACACCACAUGCAAUAUGUGCGCGUCGCGGACAAAUUGCCAUGACUGAAUUUGGACCAAGUUUGUUCGUUCCCAACAGUCCUUUUGUGUAUAUUGCAAAAUUCAGUAGCUAAAUUCCACGUAUCUUGCCGUUAUAGGUCCUCCAUAAACAUUUGAACAUAUUCAGUUUCUUCCCAUAAAUAGCUAGCUUUGGCCAAAUUAAGUGAAGGAACACAAAAAUUAUAUAUCUAUCUACUGAUGAUUGAGAGGUGGACCCAAUUCUUUUGGAAACUAAUAUUUAAGAAACCUUUUGGACGUCAGACAAGCAAGUUCUAGUAAAUAAUCACAGGCACUUGAAGUAACUUAUUUUUCUUUUGAUAAAAAGAAACACACCCAUACCUAAUACUGCAGGGGCCCGUUUUACAAAAGGACUUAAGA
Molecule: messenger RNA, 2369 nt
Organism: Saccostrea cuccullata (small rock oyster)
Lineage: Eukaryota; Metazoa; Mollusca; Bivalvia; Ostreida; Ostreidae
Product: E3 ubiquitin-protein ligase TRIM56-like
Exons: 1
Coding region: 98-2065 (655 amino acids)
Biological process (GO): protein monoubiquitination
Molecular function (GO): zinc ion binding; ubiquitin protein ligase activity
Source: RefSeq, a predicted model, not a curated record